UCCGUAGAUCAGGGCCUGGGCGUCGACAGUGAAACUGGUUCACUUCUCACUUCAGCUGCUGCGUAGGAGCAAAAAGCAAACACCACCUCAGUUUGAGAGUUCCGAGGUGUCUCUUACAUAAACGAGCGGUUGAUAUUAAACAGAAAACAUGCACUCAGACAGCAGUGGUUCUCCGAGGAAGCGGACCUUGUCUCGGGGACUGAGCGAGGACGAGUCUCUCCGCAGCAUUAUCAAAGAGGCUGAGAGUUCGUCCAGGCGUCUAACGCGAGGGGACAGCCGAGCAGGCAGCGUGAAGAGGGCAAGUGAAAGUCAGUCUGACCAGGAUCUUUUCAUGGGAAUCCCUGAAAUGCUGGAGCUGCAGGCCAGCUAUGACGAGGUGGUGCAGGAGAUGCGUGGGCUGGAGGUCGAGCGAGAGACUCUGUUGUUCCAGGUGGACGUCCUGCAGGACACGCUGGAGGGCGUAGAGGAGCUGCUGGCUGAGGUCCAGAGGGAAGCUGGACAGGCUAAUGUGGAGUUGGAACAAGAGAGGGAGGCCAAGAGGAAGCUGGAGAGCAUGGUCAGCUCUCUGAUGAAAGAGGUGGAGAGACUGAAAGAGGAAAGAAAUAAAGAGCCUGCUCCUGUAAACACCCAUGGAAGUGAAGAUGAUGUAGCAAGACAAGGACAGGAGAUAAGAAAUGAUGCCAAGGAGCAGGAUCCCUCGUCCCUGUGUGGACGCGGUGAAAGCAGAGGGCGAGUGUCAGAGGAGAUGGAGCAGAGUAAAGGGCCAGAUGAUGAAGGGAGCAUCACAACAAAGCUGCUGAAGAUAGUGAAACAGCCUCUGAGCCACGUACCGUCUCUUGCUCUGGACAAACUGCUCUCUGAAGACGGGGUUCUCCAGAGGCCUUACGAAAACGGCGUCAACGCCGGACGAGAUCUCUCACCAGACAGGAACGACUCGGACGAUACCAGUGCCUACGAGGACGCGUCCGCUGAGACUCCGGAGAAGGACGGGAUCUUUCCAGGUGAUGGAGAUGCUCAGGAGCUGCCUGAUGAUUCAGAGAAUAAAGAGAACAACUGUCAGGCCCAAGACCCCACAAACCCUGAUAUGUGCUCUGUAUCUUAACCUUAUCUGUGGAGUCUGCUGCUGGGAGAAAGGACACAUACGAAGAAUAUUCUAGAUCCUUAAUUGAAUUUUAAGAGGUCCUUGAUUUGUUGUUUACAAAAUCUCACACCUGAAACUAAAGCUCAGAAAUUGCUAGAAAUGAUAGACAUUCACUUGUUUCUAUGGGAAUAUGUUUAGGCCAAAAUUUCUCUGGAAAAUUGUCAUAAUUUUUUUAUUACCUUUGGACAUUUUAGAGAUCUUUUGUGGACCGAUCAGUUAGUCACAAAAAUAAAGACGUUACAGUUAAAUUGAUGAUGAAAAUAUUUGUUAGUAAUAGUAGCAGCCAAAGCUGAAAUACACAUUAAUUGAAAGAUAAUGUUUCAAAUUCACAUCUCAGGAUCCAUUUGGUUCAUACAUACUUAAUAUUAUUUGCAAGUUAUUUCUUGCAAAUGCCUUGUUUUGUUUUAUUUUUUUAAAUGAAAGAUUCUUCAUACUGUUUUUGACAUUUUACCUCUUUACUUAUCUUUUAAGAAAUGCUGUUUGCAUAUGAACAUUUCAGACAAAUCACGACUUACUUCAUACAAAAUACAGUCUACUGUUUUGAUAGAGACAGAUGUUAUGGUUCUCAUCAUAACUGCACAUUUAGAAAAAGCUGAUUUAAAGAAUAAGAGGUUGACAUUCACUGCUUGUUACAAGUAUAUUUAUACUCAGAAUGAGAGUGUAGUAUACACAUAUUUGGUCUGACUAUCUUCAGUUUCACUAUAAAGGAGGAUUAUGUCAUAAGUGACACCUAAAAUCAGAGACCGAUCAUUAAUAAGGUUAGGUUCUGUUGACUAUCACUGCCACACUGAUUCCAUUUGAACAUUCUUUUUUUUGAUGUGGUUUCCUUUUCCAUUUGUUGUUUUUGAUUUUAAAUGUUAGAAAAGUCGAUUUGGCUGCAAUUGCACUUUCUCAAGUUCCUGUAAUAGACUUUGUCACUCGACCCUACAAACAACAUUCCCUUUAUGACCAUGCACAUCGGCGUGAGACAAACAGCUGACCUGCCACAGGCUGUAUUCUCUGUCUGCAUGACUACUGUAUGUUUGCACAUUUGCAGUGAAUCUUGCUGAUAUGACUUUCUUUACGUGUCUUAAAAAUGCUGUACACACUUUGUAUUUAAUGGCAAUUUUUUGUAUGUCUUUCUUAACAAUGUUACUCGAUGCCUGAGGCGACAGGAGACCCUCUUCACCUCAUGUGUGAUUGUCUGCAUGAGGACCUACAAAUGUAUGUGGAUCUCUGUUCUUUAGGAGUCAUUUUGCAUGUAGUUCAUGCACUGCAUCAGAUAAUCUUUUUUUAAAGGGAUUUUCAAUUUUUAUUGUGUUUGCAAAACAGCUUUAAGCUCAGACGACUUUUCCACAAAGGGAGUUGAAGGGAAUUCACUGCCACAUGUACUGCGGUGGGUAUUUAUGUUUUUUUUAGUCAGUUUCUUACGCGUAAGGGUUUUUUGUAAUGACACACAAAGGUUAUACCACAGACAGGUCAUACUUAAUGUUUUAAAAGUAAUUUCACUUUCUCGUGAGGCCGUUGUUUCAGCACAGAGCAGCAACAGUAAUCAAAUUGUGAUUUGUCAGCAAACAUUUCAAAGAAAUUGUUUCUGUGUAACUCUGUGUGCUUUAUGGGUUGAAACAUUUUGAUGUGUCCAGAGCUUUGAUCCAAAUGUUGAAAUGUAACGGUAAAUUCCAAAUUUAUACUUGUGCCUGAUUUCAGACAUUUCAGACAUAUCAAAAUAAAAAUGAAAAAUAAAAAUAAAAAUGCU
Messenger RNA from Solea solea (common sole), 2876 nucleotides. RefSeq names its product unconventional myosin-XVIIIa. The record is from RefSeq and is a predicted model, not a curated record. The coding region runs from base 149 to 1102 and encodes 317 amino acids. Lineage: Eukaryota; Metazoa; Chordata; Actinopteri; Pleuronectiformes; Soleidae. The transcript is spliced from 6 exons.